UUGGCAUUUUUUCUACACUGACUGGCAACAGUUUUCAAGGAGAGGGCUCUCUUAGCCAUACAUGGAGUUGCCAGGGAUUGAAUUUAGAACUUGUUGCAGGCAGUGCAGGUGAUAUACCUCCAAGCCUUCCCUGCUCUGAAAGACAGCUAGAGGAUGCGGAACAAUUGAUUUUAAAAAAGUGUUUAAUCAAGUUAACGGUGUGAUCCUAUUCUUGUCUUAUUAGAGAUUUGAGUUCAAUGGGACUUAAUAAUCCAAGUAAGGAAAUACACCAAGACUGCAUUCCUAAAUAAAAUGUAGGAAGUACUAAGCCCCCAUUUUACUUUUGGCUUAACAAAGUCAACCAGUAUUGGAAAGCGUGGAUUCUGGUGAGCUUUUACCAGUUCACAUCUUAGCCUUGUAUUUACAUCCAAUAUCCACUAAACUGGAAACAAUGACCUUUUUCUGGCCGUAGUAACUGAAGUAUGUUUUCUACCCGAGAUCAAAUAAUUUGACUCCAUUGACAUUAAUAGCAUAAACACGCAGGGAUAUUUUCCUGCAUGCAUACGGAGCAUGCUUUUUAAACUGCACGAGCUCCUUUUAGCUGCCUAAUGGUGGGGGGGAGCUCACAAUGUUUCUCCACUCUGUUUGUCAAACGCCUUCCUUAUCUUUCUGCGUCAAAGACAGUUUCAGGAACUGAUUGAACAAGGCUGCACUGCCCGCCCCAGGUGUUUUCCCCCUCCUCCUCAAGCCAACGAGUUCACUGUGCCUGAAGCCUUCAUGCAUCUUCAGACACACCUCUGCCAGGUGAAAAAGAAAAACCUAUAUUCACACAGGGAAAAGAACUCGGAAGCUACAGUGAUGCUGACAAUCUCUCUCAAUGGCAAACAUUGCCCAGAAGUUUGAAAGGAACCAUCUGACCAGAGCCGAGCCAAUGGAGUCUAGACACUGGAUCAUCACUUCUUGCUGCUGUUACUUCUACCAGUUUCUCAAUGGUAGUAUGUUUCCUCCUAGCCUGAUGUCGCCUCUUGUGGAUUGAUUGUAAGUUGCGUAUGCAACGCAUAUGUUAAACCCAGUAGUUUCCACUGCUGCUUCCCAAAGAAGAUGCCGGAUACCUUGUGUACAGUGCUACAUGCCUUCUUAAGCGUCUUCAUCCCAUCAUCCAACCUCUUGGUGAUCAUAGUCAUCUGUCAGCUGAGAAAGAAGAAACCAAGCAGAAACUAUGUCUUCAUCCUUAACUUGGCAGCUGCUGAUCUGCUGGUUGGUGUGAUGUGCAUUGGGGAAGCUUUGGAUGAUGCGACAGAUGCACUAUUUGACCGAAAUCUGUUUAUUUGUCUCUUGCGGAUCUGCAUGAGCAUCACUCCUUGCAUUGGGUCCAUUCUCACCUUGCUUUUGGUUUCUCUGGACAGGUACUUGGCAGUGAAGCUGCCUCUUCAUUACCCUACACUGAUGAGCAAGAAACCUAUAGUCUUCUCUCUUCUUGUCCUGUGGACGGUUUCCUUCUUGGUGGGACACAUGCCACUUAUUUUCUCACAACUUCAACAAAGUGAACUCUCAGGUAGCUGUGGGGUCCUGGCAGCAGCCAAGAGUGACUACCUGUACAUAAUCUGCUUUGGCAUCUAUAUCCCUGCCUUGCUGACCUUGGUCUGUUUACAUAUCUCGGUGGGGAGGAUUGCUUAUCUUCAUCAGAAGCAGAUCCAGCGUGUCUGCUUGCACCCAGAUACCCCUACUGCUCCUCUCCGCCAUUUCAAAGCUCUGAGGACAGUCCUCAUUGUGAUUAUCUGUUUUGUCCUCUUCUGGAGCCCCUAUUAUGCAGCUGCCAUUGUGAAAGCUACUUGUACCUCCUGCAUCCUGAGCUCACAGCUGAAGGAUUUGUUAUAUAUUUUAGGAGAAGCCAAUUCUUUGAUAAAUCCUUUUAUCUAUUCGCUAUACAGCAAGGAUAUAAGAACCCAGUUGGUCAAAAUGUUGAAGUGUAAGGGAAAGGGACAAAUCAAACCCCACAGGUCUAACAGGUUGGCAGUGACCCAUUUCAACAUCAUAAACCAAAGUGACUUACCCUGCGGAGGAGCCACAAGACAAAAUUCAUCUGGGGAUCAACCACCUGAAUCUCCUCCCUUCAACAGUUUCAGAGGAGUACUCACCAUUUCCUGAUUCAAGGCCCAAGAGAGGAAACCCACCAUAAAGCAGGUGGAAAGCUUAUUGUGCACUGAUCAUCAGUAAAAAAAGGUAAUGCAGAAAAAGUCCAAAUGCGCACCCAAG
Messenger RNA from Podarcis raffonei (Aeolian wall lizard), 2235 nucleotides. RefSeq names its product glucose-dependent insulinotropic receptor-like. Gene Ontology annotation, molecular function: G protein-coupled receptor activity. Gene Ontology annotation, biological process: G protein-coupled receptor signaling pathway. NCBI's taxonomy places the organism in Eukaryota, Metazoa, Chordata, Lepidosauria, Squamata, Lacertidae. The transcript has a single exon. The coding region runs from base 1081 to 2127 and encodes 348 amino acids. The record is from RefSeq and is a predicted model, not a curated record. Gene Ontology annotation, cellular component: membrane.